Osmerus eperlanus (European smelt) is the source of this 5539-nucleotide messenger RNA. RefSeq names its product ADAM metallopeptidase domain 10a (gene adam10a). Gene Ontology annotation, molecular function: metalloendopeptidase activity involved in amyloid precursor protein catabolic process. Gene Ontology annotation, biological process: membrane protein ectodomain proteolysis; Notch signaling pathway. Gene Ontology annotation, cellular component: synaptic membrane; plasma membrane. NCBI's taxonomy places the organism in Eukaryota, Metazoa, Chordata, Actinopteri, Osmeriformes, Osmeridae. The record is from RefSeq and is a predicted model, not a curated record. The transcript has 16 exons. The coding region runs from base 113 to 2389 and encodes 758 amino acids.
UGCUGUGCUUUGGUACUAACAGAGAAGGGAAGGGACUGCUAGAACUAGAGAGGGCGACUGCGCCUUUAAGAAGUGGAAAGCGAAACAUCAAGCGUUUGCUAGCUUGUUUACAAUGAAUUUAUUCGAUAUGGUUUAUAUCAAACUGUUGCUGUGGUUUUGCUUUAUUAGGAAUAUCAAAGGUCAGUAUGAGAACCCUCUGAACAAGUACAUCCGCCACUAUGAGGGCCUGUCGUACGACACCGAGGCCCUGCACAGCAGCCACCAGAGAGCCAGGAGAUCUCUCUCCCACCAGGACAAGGUCCUGCAGCUGGACUUCCACGCACACGGCAGGCAUUUCAACCUGCGGAUGAGGAGAGACACCUCCCUCUUCUCUCCAGACCUGGUGGUGGACGUGUCAGGAGAAGAGGCCCCGUACGACACCUCCCACAUCUACUCAGGAGAGAUCUUUGGUGAGAAAGGAACUCUGACCCAUGGCUCGGUGGUGGCCGGGCGCUUCGAGGGCUUCAUCCAGACCCACCAGGGCAUGUACUAUGUUGAGCCCUCGGAGAGGUACCUCCAAGACAAGGACGUCCCCUUCCACUCUGUCAUUUAUCACGAGGAUGACAUCAAAUACCCCCAUAAGUACGGGUCUGAGGGGGGCUGUGCGGACCACUCCGUGUUUGAGAGGAUGAAGAGGUACCAGGUGUCUGCAGUGAAGGCAGAGAAGGACUCCAGCAGUGUGCUGGAGGAGGAGGAGAGGUCUCCUGGCCCGGUGGUCCUGAGGAAGAAGAGGGCGGCCCAGGCAGAGAAGAACACCUGCCAGCUCUUCAUCCAGACCGACCACCUCUUCUUCAAAUACUAUGGCACCAGAGAGGCUGUCAUUGCGCAGAUCUCCAGCCACGUGAAGGCCAUCGACUCGAUUUACCAGAGCACAGACUUCCUGGGAAUCCGCAACAUCAGCUUCAUGGUCAAGAGGAUCAGGAUCAACACCACCACGGACGAGAAGGACAAGACCAACCCCUUCCGCUUCGCCAACAUCGGCGUGGAGAAGUUCCUGGAGCUGAACUCGGAGCAGAACCACGACGACUACUGCCUGGCCUACGUGUUCAGCGACAGGGACUUUGACGACGGCGUGCUGGGCCUGGCGUGGGUCGGCGCUCCAUCAGGAAGCUCCGGGGGCAUCUGUGAGAAGAGUAAGCUGUACUCUGACGGCAAGAGGAAGUCCCUGAACACAGGCAUCAUCACCGUGCAGAACUACAACUCCCACGUGCCUCCCAAGGUCUCCCACAUCACCUUCGCCCACGAGGUCGGACACAACUUUGGAUCCCCGCAUGACUCGGGCACAGAGUGCACCCCGGGAGAGUCUAAGGCCCAGGAGAAGAAGGAGCAGGGGAACUACAUCAUGUACGCCCGGGCCACCUCAGGAGACAAGCUCAACAACAACAAGUUCUCCAUCUGCAGCGUGCGCAACAUCAGCCAGGUGCUGGAGAAGAAGAGGGCCAACUGCUUCGUCGAGUCCGGCCAGCCCAUCUGUGGUAAUGGCCUGGUUGAGGCAGGAGAGCAAUGUGACUGUGGCUACAGUGACCAGUGUAAAGACCAGUGCUGCUACAAUGCGAACGAGGCUGACGGCAAGAAGUGCAAACUCAAGCCUGGUCAAAUCUGCAGUCCCAGCCAAGGCCCUUGCUGCACACCAGAGUGCACCUUUAAGGGCACCAACGACAAGUGCAGAGAUGAUUCGGAGUGUGCCCACCAGGGCAUGUGUAACGGUGCCACAGCCCAGUGCCCCACCUCUGAGCCCAAGGCCAACUUCACCGCCUGCCACGGAGAGACGCAAGUCUGCCUCAACGGGGGCUGCUCUGGCUCCAUCUGUGAGAAGUAUGGUCUGGAGGUGUGCACCUGUGCCAGUACGGAAGGCAUCGACGAGACGGAGCUGUGCCACGUCUGCUGCAUGGAGAAAGCAAAUCCCAACACCUGCAGCAGCACCGGCUCUGCGAAGUGGGUCCGCUUCUUCAACAAGACGGUCACCACGCUGCAGCCCGGAUCCCCCUGCAACGACUUCAAGGGCUACUGUGACGUGUUUAUGAAGUGUCGCCUGGUGGAUGCCGACGGGCCUCUGGCCAGGCUAAAGAAGGCCAUCUUCAACGCGGAGCUCUACGAGAACAUAGCAGAAUGGAUAGUGGCUCAUUGGUGGGCAGUGCUGCUGAUGGGCAUCGCCCUCAUCAUGCUGAUGGCUGGCUUCAUAAAGAUCUGCAGUGUCCACACACCCAGCAGCAACCCCAAACUGCCCCCACCCAAGCCCCUGCCAGGCACCCUGAAGAGGAGGAGAGCCCAGCAAGCCCAGGCCCAGGCCCAGCAGCAGCGCCACCGCCAGCCCAGAGAGAACUACCAGAUGGGCCAGAUGAGACGCUGAUCACACCCCUGGGCCCCUCUUUGCCUUGGUUCUUCCUAGUGCCUACAGUGGGAACACUUCACUCCAAAGAGUUACCUGUACCAACCAUUGCAACAACCCAACCCGCCCAUCCGCAAACUUUCAAACUGGCAUCAGAACUUAUUCCAGUGGACCAGAUCGUCCGGUCCAGGACCAAACAAACGUCCUCAGAACCACAACCGAGGGAGCCAGCCAGGCUGUGGUUUGUUCACACAGCUUUGAAAGAAAAAAAAAACUAGUUAAAAAAGAAAAGAAAAAAAAAAAUAUAUAUAUAACGAUUUUAGUUCUGGGUGAGGGACGGGACGAGAAAAUCUUCAGUUGUUCUGUGGUCUUUAUCUUUUUCUUCCAAACGCUUCUUUUCUACCGGAGCGCAGAGGAGAGUGGACGUGCAUGGUGGCAGCACCUGUCUUCCUCUGUCCUCUUCCUUCACCUCUCCUCUCUGAAAUGCUGCCCUCUGGAGCAGGACAGCAGGACUGCAGCCACAUUGGUUAAUGCUGCCACCAGGGCCAGGCAAUCAGACAUUGGAGUGGAAAAAGACUUAUUUUGCCAAUGUAUUUGUUUUCAAUCAAAGCGAGAUAAAAAAAAAAGAUCUAAAUCGCAGGCUUUUUCUUUUUUAAAGCACAUGUUCUUUCCGCGUGCAAAUUGUACAGUUCUUACGAUAUCGUUUUUUCUUUGUAUCACAUGCAAUUUUGAUUUACCUGCUGUCUAAGAUUAUUUACUGUUUUAAUUCACUUUCUCAGGAUUAAUGAAACAGCAAACAGAUGUUAGUAACGGAUGGCCCGGUGAUGAUCUUUGGUGUAGAACAGCCUUCCUGAGAAGUCUACAUCAGCUGCAUGUCAGACCCCGGAGCCUUCUCUGUUCUGUGGUACCUGCGUGGAUGGACGUCUGUCCUUUAGGGAGUGGCGUGGGACGCGAGAGGUGUGGAUGACGCUGAACAAGACGAAGCCGGUGGUGUGUGUGUGAUGUGGAGAGACGCCACAUGGAUGCUGUGUUCCACCCGUCAGGCUGCUGGAAUGUUUGUAGGAGCGAAUGUGAUUGGGUAUAGCCGGUGGGAGGUGUCAUACACAGCUUCCCUUCUAGAUUCAGAGAUGAGAUUACAUUAGGCUGGAAAUAACGUUUUUUUUUUUUUUUUUUUUCGUCUUCUUUUUUUUUCUUUUUUUUUUACUUAAUCAUAUGACACAUUUUUCUGUUCGAUUGCUUUGCUUUUUGUCUACGUCCAUCAUAGAACAACCACUAUAUACAGCAGAUGUUCUCGUCUGUUGAUCAUUUGAAAGAAGGGCAAAUGAGGACAGCGGGCAGGAGGUGGAGGGGGGGAUCACCAGUGCUUUAAGUGGGCGUGCUGGCUGGUGCUACAACCUACGACUGCUCCCCUCUGAUAGCGCUAUCAUCAUAUCCUAGCAGUCCCAGGGCCCACAGCUGGGGAGCUGACUGGUGCAUGGAGGGCAGUUAGACCGAGCAGUCACACAGCACUGCCCUGCCACUCUGGGGAUGCUCAUACUGGCCGCCCACCCUGAAUGUUGCCAUGAGCUACCUUACACGCACAGCCAGUAAGACUCAUCCGGGUUAGGGUUAGGCCAGCUUGAGGAGCCCCUCUUCAUUUUUGGCAUGUUUUAGGUAUGUGAUUUAACGGCUUGCCAGAUGAAGAACUUGGAUGGCUUUAAUGUGAUUGUGGUUUUUAAAUGUAUUUUUUUCUUGGGGGGGGGGGGGGGGGGUGUUUGUGUGUUUUUUUUGGGACAACUGUUUGUUGUUGGAGGAAUUGUAUUGAUUGAUGAAACCUUGAAAGUCGCUUGUUGUGACUGAUGUCUGGCUGAUGUUAUAUCUGAUAAUGACAUUUAAAAGGGCAACCAAUCAACUAUUUUCAGAUCAUCACUAUUCAUUCCUCCAACACCAUUUUCCUCACCCUUUUAAUCAAGUGAUAUGCAUGUCCUUCACCUCUCCCAAACUAACCCAAACCAGAAGGUCAGUUCAAAUGAUUAGACCCUUCAAUGCCUAGUCUUAGCCUUCUACAGGUAUACAUAAAUAUUUAAACAUGUGCCUGACUGGAGUGGGCCCUGAUCUCCUCUAAGCCCAUCACGGCACCACCGUCUGUAAGUCAGUGGAGUGUCAGCUGCACUCAGCCAGCAGAGAACAGUCAAGGUCAAAUGUUCAACUCCCAGGGGAGGAUAUCCUGUCAGGCUGCCCUGAGGACCUGUGGAAGAGAGGUUGGAGGGAACAGAUUGGCUCUGCCUGACCUCAGCUCUCUCCAGCCUCAGAGGCCGGCGUUGCUUUCUGCAACGCGUCAACUUGACUUGCGGAAGGGAGAGGACCGGGGAUAUGCUAACUUCCUGUGUUCACCCGUUGUUGAUUGUCAGGACGCGAGUGGUCAAAGUUGUUAUCCUGUCACCAUGCUUUCUGAAUAGUUACUGGAGAAUGAGCAAGUCUGGAGCUAACCCUGUUUUUUAGUUCUAAUACAGUUGUUCUAUGGCUAUGUAAUAGAUACAUAUCUAUUAUCAACAGUACUAGGUACAAAACAAAAGACAGUGUUAAGACCAGCAGGCCUCCUUCCCAACAGUGGCACACAGAGUGAUACACUGUCAUGAUGACAGGGCAUCCAUGCCAUGGAUCAAUGUUCAUUAUCUUCAAGAAAGCUUGUCAGACCAAGGCAAAAUCCUCCUUUGAUUCCAAAUUGUAUUUUAUUUGUUCUUUCUGUUUGGUGGGAAUGGGUUUCUGUCUCUGGAUGAUAAGGAAUGUCAUUGUCUUCAGCAUAAGUGAUGCUCAUUUGAGCUUGAUCCCCAUGAAUGAUUAUUCUCUGAUUCUUUUCUUUUAGUUUCUGUGGUAUGGUUUGGGUAAGAGGUGUAUAGGGAAAUUCUCUUAACUAGAUUUGUUCUUCUUUCUCAUACACUGAAAUGUUACGAGUGAUUCUAAAAUGUAAAAAGUAAAAUACUACUGUCUGAUUUAAUGUCCACUGUGUUUUAUACAGUAUAUUCCAUUUGCUUUUCAUUCGUUGUUUUAGUUUUUCAGUUUCAGCUAAAUUAGGCCUUUUUUUCUUUUUUUUUACAAAAAAAUGCUUAAGGUAUUGUCCAAAGUUUUUGUUAUUUUUUAAUUACAUGAAAUGCAUUAAUAAAAAUAGACGAUCAAAAAUGCAUACCGGAA